Raphanus sativus (radish) is the source of this 870-nucleotide messenger RNA. RefSeq lists its product as uncharacterized. The coding region runs from base 1 to 870 and encodes 289 amino acids. The transcript has a single exon. Lineage: Eukaryota; Viridiplantae; Streptophyta; Magnoliopsida; Brassicales; Brassicaceae. The record is from RefSeq and is a predicted model, not a curated record.
AUGGCGCAAAGGUACUCGAGGAUGGAGAAAGGAAAAUGGGCAGCAGAAGCGUCGAGAGAAGUACAGAGAGCCCCGGUCAGACUACCAUCAAGCAACAACUCAGCUCUGAUAGAAGAAAACAAGCUUACCCUAAUUGGGCGUGUAACAAAUCCAGCGGUUCAAAAGACUCAAUGGGUAGUGGAGUGGCUCACCCAGUACUGGAAUGUAGAAGGAGAGAUUACAGGGCGUGAGCUAGGACCAAAGCUUUUCCAAAUCCGAUUCACGUCAGAGGAAGCAUUGAAGACGGUACUCAGGAAAGGCCCCUACCAUUACAAACGGUGGAUGAUCAUACUACAACGUUGGGAACCAGUGGUAUCAAAUUCUUUCCCUCGAAAGAUUGCCUUCUGGAUAAGGAUACAUGGACUACCCCUACACUACUGGACAGAGGAAUCUCUGUCUACAAUAGGGGACGAACUAGGAAGGAUACUGGAUACGGAGGUGAAGCAGGGGAGAAUCCGCAUCCUCAUUGAUGGGCUGAAGAAAUUGGAAAUGAGUCUCCCUGUGGAAGUUGAUGGAGAAGUAAUCACGGUAGACUUGGAAUAUGAGAAGCUUGAGAAACAUUGUUUCAUCUGUUACUCCCUCUGUCAUGAGAAAGAAACUUGCCCUCUUAAUAGGGAGAGAGAAGAAGGAGAAGAUAGAAAACAAGGGAUAAGUCAACACAACACGCUAAGGAAACUAGAGGAGCACAUGCGCAAACAUGAUCAUAGAAGAUCAGUCUCCUUCAGCUCUAGAGAGAGAGAGGAGUUGAGUCUAGAGACCAGUUCCAAAGUAGCCACCGAUCGGUCUAUUCUCGUCUCCAGCCUGCAGAACGAGAGAAGGCACCAAUCUUAG